AUGCCGCUGCAACCAGGGCUGACCACAGAGGGGCAGCAGGCCGACAUGCGGUGGCAUGGCAACUCGGCAAUGAGCCCCAGGGAGCCCGCAGCACCCUGCCAACGCGUUUCGGGAGCUGCCCGACUGGAGCUGGGCUACCAGAUGGGCUUGUUUUCGAAGCUCAAGGGCAAGGCAAGCCAUCGGCAAUUGACAGGGCUGGACGGGAUAGGCGCUAAGAAGGAGGCGGCGCCGGCGGCGCCUGUCCCGGUGCCGUCCGCCUCGUCCGCCGCCGAGCGUGCCGCACAAUACCUGCCCGCCAGCGCCGGCCUGCUGUCUGGCAGCUACAAGCCAGCCAGCGCGUCCGUCCUGUCGGCAAGCCAUGCGACCGGCGGCGGCAACAUAGCGAUCAGCGUGCCCACGCCUGGCAAGGGCGGGUCGCCGAUUGCGGCCCGGCACGCGGCCGACGGCGGCAUGCCCGCAGGCAAGCGGCCUGCCGGGCUUCUGCUGGAGGUCUCUGCCGCUGCACAGGAGGCUGCACAGGAGGCUGCACAGGGCAGCAGCGCGGCAGGCGAGGAGCUGGGGCAGCAACCGUCAGCAGAGGACCGGCCGCCCACCCCGGACCCCGCCUCGCCCCUGGCCGCCGCCACGCCAUCCAGCGGCGAGGCGGGCGACGGCGCGGUGGAGAGCAGCAGCGGCAGCUGCGCCACCCUGGGUGACGCCGCCUCCGAGCGCGGCACCUCGGCGGCCGCAGCGCUCGACCGCCUGCGCCGCGCCUCCCCGGCCGGCAGCCUGGCCAGCGAGGCGAGCGUGGCCGCCAGCGGCGUGGAGUGGGCGGCGGCCGCGGCGGCCGCGGUGGGGCAGCGCGGCCAGCAGCUGAGCGCGCGGCGCCAGAUCCGGCAGGCCAUGGGGCCCGAGGUGGAAGCCCGCCUGCGCGAGGUGUUUCUCGAGUACGCUUCCCUGGGUGCCACCGGCAGGCAGAGGCUGGAGGAGCUGGACUCGGCCCGCUUCUACAAGCUGUGCCGCGAGUGCGGCCUGCUGUGCCGCCGCUUCACGCGCGGCUAUGCCGACGUCGCAUUCACCAUCGCCAAUUCCCGCAAGGAGAUGCGCAGGCUGACCUUUGACGAGUUCUGCACCGCGCUGCGCCUGGCCGCCUUCCGCAAGCAGUGCACGCUGCAGCAGGCGAGGCCCACCGCCGCCUGCCUGCCCCCUACCCGCUGCGAGGGAGCUGCCCUGUGGGGCCCUGUGGCCACUCUAGUGGCAGGCAGCGGGGGCCCCGUGCUGAGCCGGGUGACCACUCCAGAGGCGGUACGGCUGUACGACGACCUUUCCACCUGGACUGGCGUUCAGUUCCAAGUGGCGGCGGAGGCGGCCUUUGCGCCCGCCGCUGGCACCCCGGGCGGCCCGCCGGCGCGCGGCGGCGGCAGCGGCGGCGCCAGCCUGGGCGCCAGCGGCGCGGCCACGCCCAACGCCGCGCGCUGCGGCAGCCUGGCUGAGCUGGCGCUGCGUCAGCAGCAGGUGCAGCACGGCUUCCUCGACCCCGAGCGUGCCGCCGCCGAGGCCGCCGCCGCAGACAGGCGGCGGCGCGAGGCGGAGGCCGCCAUUCGGCGGGCCGAGGGCGAGGCGCGAGCGGCGGUGGAGCGCGCCGCUGCGGCCGACGAGGCCGCUCGGGCCAAGGUGCAGGAGGCGGUGGCGGCUGCGGCGGCCGCCGAGGCCGCCAUUUCCGACAACUCUGCCGCGGCGGAGCGGGCCAAGCGGGAGGCGGCGGCCCUUCACGAGGCGGCCGCCGCGCAGCAGGAGGCGGCGCGGGCCGCGGAGCGCGACGCGGCCGCCGCCCUGCGCCGCGCCGCGGCGGCGGAGACGGCGGGGGAGGCCGAGGCGCAGGCCGCGCUGGCGGUGGCUGCGGAGAAGGAGCGGAGGGCCAAGGACGCCGCCACCAGCGCCUGGGCGGCGGCUACGGCGGCGUCCGAGGCAGCCGAGGCGGCGGCGGCGGGGGCCGCGGAGGCGGCCGAGGCCGAGGGCUGGAGCCAGGAGGGCGCCGACAGCGUGGCUGCGGCGCAGGAGGAGGCCGAGGCUGCGGCGAUGGCCGCCAUUCUGGCGGCACGGCAGGACGCCGAAGCCGCCAUGAUCGACGCUCUCAUGCAAGCAGAGGCGGCCGAGGCGGCGGUGGAGGCCGCGCGGGCCGAGGCGGCGGCCGCCGAGGAGGCCGUGCAGGCGGCCAAGGCCGAGGCGGCGGCGCUGCUGGCGGCGGCGGCGGCUGCCGAGGCGGCGGCAGAGACGAACGAAGCGGCCAAGGCGGCGGCACAGGCGCGCGCGGCCGCCGCCAAGGACGCAGCCGCCGCCGCGGCGGUGGCGCGCCGCAAGGCCGCCGCCCGCGCCAAGCUGGACGCCGACCGAGCGGCUUCGGCGGCGGCGGAGCGGCGCGCGGCGGCGGCCGCGGCGGCGCAGCAGGCCGCCGACGCCGCCGUGCGGGCGCAGGCCGCCGUAAACUCCCGCAUCCGGGCGCAGCAGAAGCUUGCUGAGGCGCUGGCGAGGGCUCGCGCCACGGGCCUGGCGGCGGCGGCCAGUGCCGCGCUGGCGCAGCCCUCCACGCCCGAGCAGCGGCGGCCUCGGCCCGCGGCGGCGGUGGUGUCGCCCGAGGCGGCGGCGGCGGCGGCGGCGGCGGCGCUGGACGCCGCCCGCCAGCGCUUUGGCGACAGCGCCGACGUCACGGCCGCCGACCUGAAGCGCGUGUGGCGCGAGUUUGCGGCGUUUGGCAAGAAGGCGGCGGCGGACGCCAAGGAUCUGCGCAUGGAGGGCGCCCUGUUUGCCAAGCUGUGCAAGGAGUGCUGCCUGGUGGACGGCGGCGGGCUGACCCUGGCGCAAGUGGACCUCACCUUUGGGAGGGUGGCUGACAAGAGCCGCUCCAUCUCUUUCAAGCAAUUCCAAGAGGCGCUGCCGCUGCUGGCCACCGCCCGCGGCUGCGACGUGCAGGAGAUCAAGCUGCUGGUGGCGGCGGCGGAGGGCCCUGUGCGGCGCGGCACCACGCCGCUGGCGGUCCGCUUCCACGACCGCUGGGGCAAGCCGCCGCAGGCCUGA
Molecule: messenger RNA, 3054 nt
Organism: Chlorella variabilis
Lineage: Eukaryota; Viridiplantae; Chlorophyta; Trebouxiophyceae; Chlorellales; Chlorellaceae
Exons: 11
Coding region: 1-3054 (1017 amino acids)
Biological process (GO): microtubule polymerization; microtubule bundle formation; positive regulation of protein polymerization
Cellular component (GO): microtubule
Molecular function (GO): tubulin binding
Source: RefSeq, a predicted model, not a curated record